UCUCCAAAGUACCCGGCGCAAGGCGCAUGGAGACGCGCCAAGGGGCUCGCAGUACCGUCCACUCGUGAAAGUCAAAGUGCCACACAGGACAAAGAAGUGUCCGCAGGGAGACCACAUCCGAGUUCCGUGGACGACAGAAAAGGAGGAGACACCAUGGGGACAGCAGUGUCCCCCACUGCGCGCUUCUUGCGCGUUUUGUGCGUCUUUGCGCUGCGCUCCGCUGCGUUCCCGGCGCCCGAAUGUGCACCGGGAGGUCAUCGGGUCUUGCAAAACCCGCGGCGCAACGUUGAUUAUGACUCGACGGAGCUCCAACACUCGUCCAUCCAAGACAUGGUGUGUGACCACUCGCUGCCGCCGGGUUGGUACCGCUUCAUGGUGGGCGACAAAGCGGCCGAAAUGCCUACCAGCUGCGUGAAGGUGAACCGGUGUGGAACCCAGGCCCCCGUAUGGUUGACCCUGCAGAACGGUGAGCUGCCCCGCCCCGGUGCCAUCCGGCGGCUCACGGCCUGCGCCACGUGGCGCUUCCUGGAGGGUGAAGCCGAGGACUGCUGCCUCUUCCGCAUGCCCCUCUCCGUGCGCAACUGUGGAGACUUCUACCUGUACCACCUGCGUCCCACCCAGGGCUGCAUGGCCUACUGCGCCAAAGUGGUUACGGACUUCAGACCAAAACUUUGUCCGCCAGGAGAAUCGGAAGUUGAUGGUGUUUGUCAGGCGAGCAUCCCUUCCGUGUCCCUAAGGCCGACCGUGUCUCCAGAGUUGAUUGGUCGCUCCGUCCACCUGCGCUGCCGCUACAGCGGUGUGACGUCACGUUGGCCGGUGGGCUACCUAGUGGUGUGGGCACGCCACCCGGCUCCCGGAUUCAGAGAGGAGGUCGGGACGGUCUCCACACUGGAGACAUCCGUCCUGGUUGAGAUGGAUGGGGUUCGCUUCCGGCUGGGGGACACGAUUUCGUGCAGCGUGGCCACGUUCCUCAGGAACGCCACCAAUGUUCAGUCCAUGUCCAGGGAGAGCGAGGCCUUUUAUGCCGGAAUAAAGUUUGUUCCGGAUAGGCUACACGUGGCAGAGGAUGGCGGGAAACACGCCGUGGGUGUCUUCAGCACCGUUCCCAUUCCCUGCCAGGCCGGGGGGCCCGGGCGCCGCUGCUCUCUAACGCUCCAGCUCAGCGUCCAGAGCUCAGGUAACCUGGGGCCAGACGCUCCGGACGUCGCCCUGUCGGAGUGCCAGGUGGACCUGCUCCCGACGCCCUGCGGGGAUGGCGGCUGCGCCCGGGCCUCCCUGCUGCUGACGGCCGUCACCGACUUUGCGCGCGACGGGAGCCGUGAGAGCCAGAUUGUGGCUCGGCCGGCCCGGGACAGCCCCCGCCUGUGGAGGGGACAUACCCCCCCGACGCUCAAGGUGGUGGUCGACGACAUUCCUACGGCGAGCUGCUACUCCUUAACGGAUCCUCAUGUGGUCACGUUCGAUGGCAGGCGCUACGAGAACCACCAAACAGGGAUAUUUGUGUUGUGCCGCAGCGCGGUGCGUACUUUCGAGGUACACUCUGUACAGCGCGAUUGCGAGGAGCGCUUCGGCUCCGCGGUGUGUACCUGCGCCGUGGCGGCCCGCGAGGCCAACGACCUGGUCAUCCUCGACGCGUGCGCCGGGCCUCGCGCCCCGCACCUGUCCGUCAAGACCCUGGGAGGCGAAGUCUCCAAGGGCCUCAAGAUCCUAGAGUCGCAUCAUGGCAAGAAGAUAACGGUGCUGUUCCCUUCAGGGUCCUUCAUGCGGGCCGACCUGAGCGACAGGGGCAUGAGCGUGACUGUGCGAGUGUCGAGCGCUGAUUUCAAUGCCACCCGUGGUUUAUGUGGGACCUUUGAUGGCAACAACCGCAAUGACUUCCAUAGACGUGAUGGUGCCACCUACAGGUCGGAGGACCUUGUGCUCUUCAUUCAGGAGUGGAGGAUCCCAGCGCCACAGAGCCUGUUUGACUCUUCACCACCCACAGCGGAGGACGAGAUGAAGAGGAAUUUCUGUCGAUGUGAAGCUGGGAGCGACACAGAUGAGUUCCCCCAUCGACGGGCUCCGGCUCGUUGCCUCGCUCAUGAUAACGUGGACCACACCUCCAUCUUUGCUGCCGUGGAUGUCACAGCUAGAUACACCGUGCACGUCAAGGCAGAGCAGAAAUCGCCGGAACAACCAGAUGGAGAUCGCUCUCGCCACUGGCGCCAGGGUUCUGCUGCUUCAGUCAACAAUACAGACCCAAGUGGAGUGAAAACCAGGGGAAAGCUCGAGAGGCAGUACCAGAACGAGAGCAGGAGGAGGAUGGAAUUUGGUUCCUUGUCCUACGUGUCCCCUGUGGACCUGCAGUCUCCAGGCCAGCCUCUGCUGCAGGCCACCUGGCCCACUCCCAGUGGGCUGACUGCAGCCCAGGCCCUGGAGAUAUGCCGACUGAUGCUGGUACACUCUGAUGUAGGCAUGAUCUGCAGGGAGCUGCUAGGCCACCAACUGGAGGAGGCGGUGGAGCUUUGCCUCCUGGAUCUGCAGCUGAAGGAUGAUGUGUCCUGGGCCAGCAGCUUGGCCCCUUUCCUGGAAAACGAGUGUGAGCGGAAGCUGUUGGAGAACCGCACCCAUCUGACUCAAGGAUCAAGAGGGGCCACAAGUGGUCCAGAGGGGCUCCUCUCUGCUGUGAGAUGCCGCAGUUUUUGCAGUGGGAGAGGGCAGUGCACUGAGGAUGGCUGCCGCUGCAUCCCGGGCUACACCCACCAUGACUGCAGUUUGCCUGUUGGUGGAGCCGUGCAGGUGUCGGACCUGGAGGACGGGGGCCUGUGUGACUUGAGGACCUCCGACUGCGAUGGCGUACACGUUUAUGGCCCGGGCUUCGUCGACUCGCCUCUCCUUGGCUGCAAAACAACCCGACUGAUGCAUUUGAACGGUGAGUGGGUCCCAGCCAGAGAACAGAAGAGCCAGGCCAUGUUCCUGAACUCUGGAACCAUACGUUGUGCAGUCCCACCCCUAGAGAGCUCAUCCUCAGAUACCCUGGGCUUCGGGGAGGACAACCAGCCCUUUGCCAGAUGGGAAGUGAGGGUGACCAAUGAUGGCUCCCUGUACAGUGAUCCCCGGGUGCUGACUGUGUAUGACGGGGGCUGCCAUGUGUGUGACCCCCUGCCCUCCGGCUUCUGCCAGUUAAAGGAGAAGACAUGCAAUAUAGAUGGGCUGUGCUUUGCUGACGGGGACUCCAAUCCCACCGUCCCCUGCCUUCUGUGCAACCCAAGCGCUUCGAAAUUCACUUGGUCCCGGAAUGAAGCCAAUCUGCCCCCCGUUAUCCACACCCUGCCUGGCGAACUGCAGACUUUUGUUGGGGAGAACUUUGUCUACCAGUUCUCGGCAUCGGACCCCGAGGGCUCGGCCGUGCUCUUCCAGCUGGAGUCGGGUCCCCCUGGCGCCUCGCUGUCCCCGGCUGGCCUUCUCAUCUGGUGGGUCCGCUCCGAGGAGGCGCCGGUGUUUGGCUUCACCGCGUCGGACGAGUGCGGCGCACGGAGCAGCCACAGCGUGCGGGUGGAGGUGAAGCCGUGCGGUUGUCUGAAUGGUGGGACCUGCAUCACAGACGUCAGCUUCCCCCCCGGUAGCGGCAGGUACCUGUGCGUCUGCCCGGGGGGCUUCGAGGGGAGCCGCUGCCAAGAUGACGUGUAUGAGUGCAGAUCGCAGCCGUGCGGCGCCGGGACCUGCUUGGACGCGGCCGGGGGCUUCCGCUGCAAGUGUCCCUCUGGGCUGCGAGGUGCUACUUGUCAGGAGGACCUGGACGAGUGUGAGGAGUCCCCCUGUCCCCCUGGAGCCUCGUGCGUCAACACCUUGGGCUCCUACAACUGCCACGGCUGCCCGGAGGGCAUGAUGGGAGAUGGGAGGAAGUGCACAGCUUUGCACCACUCAGACACGGGCGGCUCCUCGAGCCGCGGCGAGCCACAUCUGAUACCCGAGAGCCGAGACGCCCGGCCCAGCUUCCCAGAAACCCCCGGUACGACGGCUGAGGCACCGGCCGCAGCGACUGAGCCCAGCGGGCGCGGAGUCACCGGCCCCGCCUCUCAGGUACAGGUGACCAGCAGGUGUGCAACCAGACCCUGUUUUCCUGGUGUCCAGUGCAUUGACCGGAGACCCCCCUACGUGGGCUACGUCUGUGGACCCUGCCCACCUGGUCUCCAUGGCAACGGACGGAUAUGCACAAAGUUACCCAAAGGAACGCGACGGCUCUCGCCACCCCGGGGCACCGCGGCUCAGCUCGGCAACAUCGUGCCCCACCUGCGGCUGCCAGAUGUCUACCGCACGGCCCCCUUGACUCGGACUGCGGGUUCGACGAGGACCCUUCGCCUUCCGGAGAGGAGGGAAAGCGCCGUGCUUCAGCAACGUCUCGAACCCAGGACCGCGGCUCAGGAGCCCGCAGGUUUCGCUCAUCCUACCCAUGGAGGAGAAUCACCCCACUUGUCCCCUGGUGACCCCAGGACCUGGCAGCUCGGUGCCGCCCCCGCAGCACAGACCAAACCCUGGAGCCCGUCCCAAACCUCAGGCCUGACCGCAGCGCUUACCUCCGUUACCUCCGAGCACUCAGGGUUCGAGGACGUCGAAGUCCAAAUCGCAGGAAACUCCGUGGUCCCGGAGGAGGGAAACCCCACCUGCUCCCGGUCGCCCUGCUUCCCGGGGGUCCCCUGUGAGCCCGCUGUCGACGGGGGCUUCAGCUGUGGGAGGUGUCCCUUCGGAUACGUGGGGGACGGACGCGCCUGCAGAGCCGUGUGCAAACGCCCCUGUGGGCGCAACAUGGAGUGCGUGGCUCCCAACACGUGUCGCUGUAGAGCAGGCUACGCCGGGCCCGGCUGUCAGACCGCCAUCUGCCACCCCGAGUGCCAGAAUGGAGGGAGGUGCGUCGCCCCCGAUGUGUGUCACUGCCGAGAGGGUUACCACGGCGACACGUGCCAGUAUGCCCUCUGCCGCCAGCCCUGUGAGCACGGCGGGACCUGCGUCGGGAGGGACGUCUGCAGCUGCCCGCGCGGCUUCUCGGGCCCCAGGUGCGAGAGCAGACUGUGUGACCGGCGCUGCCACAACGGAGGAGAGUGCACAUCUGCGGAUGGAUGCCAAUGCCAGCCAGGCUGGACAGGUCCUUCCUGCGAGACAGCGGUCUGUGAUCCCGCCUGUCUCAACGGAGGCACCUGUCUGCGUCCGGAGUCCUGCGCCUGCGCACCCGGCUUCUACGGACCCCGGUGUCAAAUAGCCGUGUGUGUCCCCACCUGCAAGAAUGGGGGCCUCUGCAUUCGCAGCAACCAGUGCUCCUGCCCCACGGGGUUCGCCGGAGAGCGCUGCGACAGGAGUGUGUGUGACCCCAUGUGCAUGAACGGAGGGCGCUGCGUGAGCCCCGGAGUGUGUGACUGCCCGUCGGGCUGGAGGGGCCGGCGCUGCGACAAGCCCACAUGUUUGCAAAAGUGUCUGAAUGGAGGCGAGUGCGUCGCGCCCAACGUGUGUCACUGCGGUCCAGGGUGGCAGGGGCUCCUGUGCCAGAUCCCUAUCUGCGAACAGAGAUGUUUGUAUGGCAGCCGCUGCAUCCGGCCCAACGUCUGCGCGUGUGGAAGGGGCCGUACGGGGCCGCUGUGCGCCACAAAGCUCCCCAUUGGCUGAAGCUGAAGAUGGGUCCUUUGUCAGAAGACACGCCCAUGUGAAACCCGUCUGCCUGCCGUCGCACUGUGGACCCCCACUGCAUGUCCACAUGAACUGUAAUAUAUAUUUUUCUAAAGAUUAUUUAUAUUUAAUGAUAUAAUUUAAUUUGUCAUAUUUAAUCAAUAACUUUUCUCACCAUUUUCGUACUUGGAAAGAAAUGUCGCGGUCUUACCUUGACGUGUUUCUCGACGCCUUUGUCCUCGACAUCCCGGGUUGCGGAGAAUCCCGCCGAGGCCCAAGGCGUCCAGAUGGGAUACUGACCGCAGUCCUGUUUCUUGUCUCGCCAUCACUUCUCAGUGCCUGCUUUUUACGAAUGUCUCACUCACCUUUUGGCCCACUCUGAUGCAGAUUCUCUGUAUUUGAGUGCAUUUUUGCACGUUUUGUUUCUGAAGCACACGUGAUCGUGGCCUUUCUGUUGGCCCCAAGAGGUGGCAAUUCGGUUCACAAUAAAAGGCUCAUUGCAGGCAACGCGCUGCACUGGCAAAAGUGUUCUUUAGCCUCCUGGUCAUGUUUGUCCAGAAGC
Molecule: messenger RNA, 6199 nt
Organism: Scleropages formosus (Asian bonytongue)
Lineage: Eukaryota; Metazoa; Chordata; Actinopteri; Osteoglossiformes; Osteoglossidae
Product: von Willebrand factor D and EGF domain-containing protein
Exons: 32
Coding region: 154-5637 (1827 amino acids)
Biological process (GO): anatomical structure development
Cellular component (GO): extracellular region; cell surface
Molecular function (GO): signaling receptor binding; calcium ion binding
Source: RefSeq, a predicted model, not a curated record